AUGAGGCGCAGGGGGACAGGGCCCAAGAGCGAUACUCACACUAUCUCCUUUAUCGACAUCAACUUCGAGAAUGCGACGUAUUAUUUGAUCAACCUGCGGGGUUUCUUCCGUCACCACACUUCUUGCUAUGCAUUCUACGGAUGGUGGGGUCCACUUGGCCUGCCAACAGUUGCCCACCUUAGCGCCUUUGCCAGCACCACAAGUAACCCUCCGCUCACAAUAGUGGAGCCAAGGAGUGAUCAAAGCGCAGCUAUUGUUCAGCUGUACUCGAAAACAGAAACUUUAUAA
Penicillium soppii is the source of this 288-nucleotide messenger RNA. RefSeq lists its product as uncharacterized. NCBI's taxonomy places the organism in Eukaryota, Fungi, Ascomycota, Eurotiomycetes, Eurotiales, Aspergillaceae. The coding region runs from base 1 to 288 and encodes 95 amino acids. The record is from RefSeq and is a predicted model, not a curated record. The transcript has a single exon.